Messenger RNA from Alternaria triticimaculans, 561 nucleotides. RefSeq lists its product as uncharacterized. The transcript has 2 exons. Bases 1 to 561 code for a protein of 186 amino acids. The record is from RefSeq and is a predicted model, not a curated record. NCBI's taxonomy places the organism in Eukaryota, Fungi, Ascomycota, Dothideomycetes, Pleosporales, Pleosporaceae.
AUGGAAGCCCAGCUAAGACGAUACGAAGAAAAGGCAGUGUCUUCGCACCUAGACACACCCGUUCACUACGAUCAUACCGUCCUCUUCUCAGACAUCCAAUGUCUAACAAAGCUCAAAAGCAGACUAUCAACAUCCACGGCCGCGGUAAAUGGGCAACUCAAAGUCCUGCAAGGCUGGAAUAGCCAACACACCCUCCUAUGCGGCACGAGAAGCGCAUGCGACGCAAACAACACAGUCGCGCACCUGAAGAUCGAGAUCGAGCACACGCAAGACGCAUUCCGCAGGCUGAUGCGCAAAGCAAACGAGUGCAGGAAGCUACUGGACUCUAUUCUCACGACAAGAACCAACGCAGCUCUCCUACUCUCUAUUACACACAUGCAAACCAAUGUCAACUUACAUCGCGCUACGACAGACCAAAUGCACACGCACACUAUCGAGCUCGUGCGCACCGCGAAAGAAGGCCAUCAAGACACCAUGAACGUUAAGACGCUGGCGCAAAUCGCUACUUUGUUCCUCCCCGCUACGCUCAUCGCCGUAAAGAACCCAUUUGUCUGCGUGUAA